UGUUGUUCCUUAUUUAUUAUUCCUUAGAUUUUCAUCGUUAUAUUAAUAUUGAAUAGUAGCAGUCCGACGUCCAGCGCACAGAAGCUGGUUGGUUCUGAAAAUGUUGAGAUUGUUGUCCUCGAUUACUUUAAAACUUAUAAUUUUAUUUUAUUUUUCUCGGGCUAAUACAGCUAUUAACCCGAUUUCUUUGUUUCUCGUUUGCUUUGUGACUCGAAACUAGCUGGGGUAAUUGAGUAUAUGGUGAAUCUGUCAGGAAGUCGCACAUGCGUUUCGCCCGCUCAGGAACCACCGCUAAGUUACAACUGGAAACAAGUAUUGUACCUUUUUACGUCUGUAUUCAACGAUUCCUAUUGUAAAAAAAUAAAUGCGCAUUUGUCUAGUUUUAUUUAACGAGUUAUAUGGCUGCGAUGAGGAAGUGUUAAACGGGCAUGUUUAGGUUGUACCAGUUCCUGCUUAUUCUUAAGUCAAGGUUUAAUGAAGUGUGGUUUGCGGUGCCCACUGUUGCUGACAGUCCACAUUUUCCCUCCCUUCCGGCUCCCAGCCGACCUGUACCAGAUACCCCAGUGACGAUGCAGGGGGCUCUCGUCCGUAUGUGUGUGGUGGUGGCUGCCGCCAUCCUCAACCACCCACUCCUCUUUCCGAGUAACAAUAACAGCAUCUUGGAGCAGGAUGCCGAGCUGCUGGCUCGCAUGAGGGAGCAUGAGGAGCUCCUUCAGGCCCAGCAGCUGCUGCUGGAGGUGGAGGUGGCUGCUGAAGACCAGAGGGAGGAGACCAGCUACAGCUGGUACUUCUGGAGCGCACUGUCUCUGGUCGCCUUCCUGACGAUCGAGCUCUGCAAGCAGGAGUACGUAGACCCGCACGCUCGAGAUCCUGGUCUCGAGGAUGAGGACGCUUUGCCAACCGGUGCCACGUGUACCAAUAGUCUCUUUCCAGACAAAGGGCUGCUUGGGGAUUUUUAUGAGAGAUGCGUAAAAAUGUCUGCCCACGAGAACUGGAGAGUGCAGGAGUUUGUGGAGGGUUUUUCGGACGACCUGCUGGAGGCCUGGCGUAGUGUCUGUGACAGGGAGGCAGACAUGGAGGUGGAGGACCCAGUGGGGGUGGGGAGUAUGUACGAGGGAUGGAGGGUGAGCAAGCCCUUGAUGUGCGAUCUGAUCGUCCCGUUCGCCCCCCCGGAGCCUUACCGCUUCACGUUCCAGCUGUGGUGCACCGGGAACGGCGACAUCCCCCCGGAUAUGCAGGGUUGCGGCCGGAUCCAGGUGGUGCAACCCGGCGAGGACGGAGGCGGCUGCCUCUGCGGCAAAGCCAACCUGGGUGACGACCUGCUGUGCCUGCUGCAUGGCCGAAACGAGAAGCCCGUCGUCAGCAAGGCCGCCGGGGACCUCCUGUGCUCCAAGAACACGUCCUACCUGGCCAAAGACAAGGUCAUGAAGUGGUUCCAGAUCGCCGUCACGAAAGCGUGGGGGCGGAUCUCCCACAAAUACGACUUUGAGCUGAUGUUUCGCAGCCUGGACUUCCCCGGUGCUCUGAAAGUGCGCUGGCCAUCAGGGAGAACAAUCGUCCUGAACAUUAUACCAGUAGUCCAGCUGGAAGACACCGAUGCGUACUUUGUCUCCCACUUUCCUUCUGAGGACCACAACUCCUCUGAUAUGUACUGGCCCAUUUCCUUUGCUAUUUAUGAGAAAAAUCUACUAAAAUAUUUAGUCAAACGCUUGCCAGGUGACUCCUGCCACCUGCAGUGCCUUCAAAUUGUGUGUUUCCUGCUUAAAAAGCAAACAGGCUUGACUGGCAUGAGCGCGUUGACGAACUACCACCUAAAGACGGUGCUGUUGCACCUGCUCCUCAACCGACGGGUGACCGACUGGGGGGGUGCAAAACUGGGGGCCCGGGUAUGGGACCUGCUCGGCUUUCUGGAAAGCAGCCUGCAGGAGAAGCGGCUCUGUCACGCACUCCUGGGAAACCCCAAACUGCCCCAGGAAUUCCCCUUCCCUGUCAUCUUCCGGACGGUGGAGCCAAUCAAUCUGUUACGACCCCUGGUUCUCCAGAGGCAGCGGUAUGCCAGCAUGGUGGAACACUUCCGAGAGAUGCUCAAAAACGCGCCGGUGUUGAUACAGGAGUAUACGCCCCCGUUCUCCAUUCCUCACCUGCAGCAAACCCCCAGCUCAAGCAAUCAGGCAUAGAGUCAGCGUCUCCAAGAACGAGCGGGUUGACAUUGACCCGGAAAAACCUCAAUGUUGCGGUUCUAAAAUUCAGUUUUAUACAUUGUAGCGUAUUUAUCAGGAGCCAACCAGGUUCCUCUGUACUUUUUUUGCUCUGAUUUUGCAUUUGUUGCUACCCUUCAUCAGUGUGGAACAUGUCCUGGGCCGAAAACACAUAGUUUUUUUUUUUUUUUUUUUUUUUUUUUGUAAUUUGAAUGUUCAUUUCUAACGCAGCACUGAAUUGCUUCAUAGCACUGAAACAAUUUCAAUAUGGUGUUGAUAAUGUAUCAUACCACAGAAUGGUAUUUAAAUUGUAUUACUGGUAAGAGAUUUUGUAUGUUACUCUUCCAUCUGCUGUUUAUGAAGGACGAUGGGGAACCUGAAACCUGUACUAAGCAGUGUAAGUUCGAGGCUGCCAGUCCAGUUCAGGGCCUAAGAUAUGGUUCUGCUGUGUUGUGCUGGUAGAAUAAUGCGUUCUGAAUAUCCGUGUAAAAGCAGAGAACUCUGUACUGCAGCUCUGUUAGCUGGAUGCUUCUCCAGAGGGAGCACACUCCGUUCUCCUGUGGUUUGCUGCAGGAACUCUGAUAGACGUGCCUUUGCAGGGCCGUUGUAGAGGCGGGUUUCACAAAAGGAAGGAAAUUACGAAGCGAAAGUAAUACGCCCUUCGCUCAUCGACUCGACUGAAGAGCCCGUAAGGUCCCUCCGGUGCUCACUACACCCAGACGCCUGGGACACGGGGGCAGUUUGGCCUAUUUACACGUCUGCCUGCCUGCCUGCCAGUCGGUUAAUAUAUUUAAAUUAUACCGGAGUUGCAUCUGGAGUAACAGGACACACCAGCAAGUGAAGGCGCUGGUGAAAAUGUCAUCUUUGUGUUUUAACUUUCGUUUUAAUAUUUGAACUGUUACAUGUUUUACCAUCGGGUAGAAAAUAAUUUUUGGAAAUGUGUUUUUACACUUGUAUUUUUAAAAAAAUAAAACACAGAGAUUCAUUCAU
Brienomyrus brachyistius is the source of this 3188-nucleotide messenger RNA. Its product is annotated as inositol 1,4,5-trisphosphate receptor interacting protein. Gene Ontology annotation, cellular component: membrane. Bases 429 to 2177 code for a protein of 582 amino acids. The record is from RefSeq and is a predicted model, not a curated record. The transcript is spliced from 3 exons. NCBI's taxonomy places the organism in Eukaryota, Metazoa, Chordata, Actinopteri, Osteoglossiformes, Mormyridae.